Messenger RNA from Pistacia vera, 2266 nucleotides. RefSeq names its product cyclic dof factor 3-like. Gene Ontology annotation, molecular function: DNA-binding transcription factor activity; DNA binding. Gene Ontology annotation, biological process: regulation of DNA-templated transcription. Lineage: Eukaryota; Viridiplantae; Streptophyta; Magnoliopsida; Sapindales; Anacardiaceae. The transcript has 2 exons. The coding region runs from base 195 to 1679 and encodes 494 amino acids. The record is from RefSeq and is a predicted model, not a curated record.
GGUUUUGUGGGUUUUUAGAGAUAGACAAAAGCACUUUUCUAUCGCACUUUACUUUAAAAAGGGCUUCUUAAAAGUCUGUCUUUCUUUCUUUCUCAACCUCUUUAACAUUCUUUCUGCCAUUUCCAUGGGAUUUAGUUGUUGCCCUUCUAACUUGGCAACUAGUUCUUGAUACAAACAACACCAACGGUGGAAAUAUGUCUGAAUCAAACAAAGAUCCCGCUAUUAAGCUUUUCGGUGCUAAGAUUCCGCUUCACGAUACUCAGAUUCCGGCUGUAUCCGAUUCCAUGGACAUUAGCAAAGAAAUAACAAGCGAAAGUAAUGGCCUUGAGAUGGAUCACUCUGAUGAGCCUGAUAAGUCCUCUACUUUGAAUAAUGUCAAGGAAGAAGACCAGGCUCCUGUGCAAGAAAAUGAGGUCCAAGUUAAUCCUAAGCUGAAGGUAGAUCAGGCCGAGACAGAUACGGACCAAGAGAAAGUUUUCAAAAGGCCAGACAAGAUCCUUCCAUGUCCACGUUGCAACAGUUUAGAUACUAAAUUUUGUUAUUUUAAUAACUACAACGUCAACCAACCUAGGCAUUUCUGCAAGAAUUGCCAGAGAUAUUGGACAGCCGGAGGAACUAUGAGAAAUGUUCCUGUGGGUGCUGGGCGGCGUAAAAACAAGCACUUUGCCUCUCAAUAUCGUCAGAUAAUAGUAUCUUCAGAUGGGGUGCCCAUUACUGGUCCGGAAAUGCCAAACUCAGCCAAUCACCAACUUAUAUCAUGCGGUGAUUCUACAACCACAUUGAUGCCUACAACUGGAAAUGGGACAGUUCUAAAAUUUGGCCCUGAAGCACCACUUUGUGAAUCCAUGGAGACUGUACUUAAUCUUGGAGACCCGAAGAAAACUGUUGAGCUGAGUGCUGUAAAUGUUGUGGAAAACCGAGAGAAGACUGCCCUGUGUGGAUCUUCUGUAACAGCUUCCAGCAUUCAAGGAAAUGAAUUGCCUGAAAAUGUUAUGCAAAAGGAGUGCGUCUUGUUGACAGGAUCUUGCAAUGAGCGUAAUACACCACAUCCUAUGUUUUACCCUGUUCCUUCAUGGGGUGCUCCUUGGAAUCCGAAUUGGAACAAUGUGGCGUCCAUGGCAGCAGCUCAGUGCUCUUCUGAUCAAGUUUGUAUGCCAAAUGGCAGUAAUCACAUUCCAGUUCAGUGGUGCCCAACACCGGUGCUGGCAGUUCCCGGAUACUGCCCACCCAACAUUCCUUUACAAUUUGUGCCUGCAACAUAUUGGGGCUGCAUGACCAUGUGGGCAGCUGGAGCAGGGAACAUAGCAGUGGGUGGAUCUAAUGGUUGCCUGUCUCCAUCGUCCUCUACUAGCAACAACAGUUGCGGCUCGGGCAAUGGUUCGCCAACUCUAGGCAAGCAUUCAAGGGACCCAAAUCCUAUGGAAGAAGAGCAAUUGGAGAAAUGUGUUUUGGUGCCAAAAACACUGAGAAUCGAUGAUCCAGAUGAAGCUUCAAAGAGCCCUAUAUGGGCUACACUUGGUAUUAAACCCAAUGAGAUGGAUCCCAAAUCAAGAGGAACUAUUUUCAAAGGUUUUGAACCCAAAAAACAAAGCAAGGGUCAUCUACUGCAUGGUUCUCAAAUCUUGGAAGCAAAUCCGGCAGCUCUUUCGCGGUCUCAUACAUUCCAAGAGAGUACAUAGAGCACCAUUGAUGGAAUUCUGGACAAGAAACUUGGGUUGUAUCAUCUUUGCUUAUUUUGGGCACUUACUAUCUGUUUCUGAGCAAGGCACAAUUGUUCCCUGGCAUACUCUUCUCCCUUUAGGGCAAUCAACUUUGUAGAAACUAGCUCUUGGAAAUGACAAGCUGCCAUGGUAAUCAACUUUUGUUAAAAAGACGUAUUUGUAAAUAUUAGAGGAUAGAAACUUAGCCCUUAUCUGUUCAUAUACUCGUCUGUAUCUUUGCAUUCUCUGAUAAAAACAAGAGAGCUGUUUUUUAAGUUAGUAGGUAGAAUUCAAACAUUAAAAAGCCUAACCCAAAUUUGGGUUUCUUUCUUUGGAUAAAACUGUUGUAUUUAUUGGCUAUAUUUUAAUUCUUUCGUGCUCAUUCCUGAAACUUUAUGGGACUGAAUUUAUUAUGAUUACUUUUCCUUUGGAAUUUUAGAAUGCUGAGUUAGUUAUGGUUGUAAUGUCCAAGUUUGCCAAGUGAUAGAUAUUAGAAUAUUCAGUUUCAGCUGUUUCAGUGAUUUGCGGCACUCAAUUUUUGUCUGGUGAGUGAAUUUAUAUAUAUA